UAAAAGUCUGAUUCCAAGAAAAUAUCAAAACGGGCUGCUGAAACUUUGUUCUUUUCUUAAGCAAAAAAUAAUAACAGACUGUUGAAAUGCAGUUUUUAUGCGAGUAAUUUCGGGCUUGCAUUCAAUAUGUGUAGGAUCGAACUUUACAUUGGAUGCUAGCUGUACAUGAAGCUACCACGAUAUAACUAAUUGCAAACAGUGGCCGAGUAACAAGUGGUAAACAUGGGAGAUUCGUUAGCUUUCCGUCUGAGUGCAAAAGAAUCCCUCAAGAAAACUGUCUGUGAUUACAAAACCCACAUUGCUGAGAUUGCUGCUCUUCAUAGGGACACCACAAGAUGUCUGAAGGAAAUCCAAGAUCUAAUAAAAGCCAGUCGACGAACUGAGCCUUUGUUCUCUCUGCCUGCACUCCAGGUUCCAGAUUUCAACUUUGGCAAUCGUUUGCCUUGUGUUUUGUUUAUUGGAACCCAUAACUGCGGUAAAACCACUCUGCUGAAUGUAUUCUUGGGUAAACAUAUACUUCCUACCCACGAAACUCCGUGUACUGCACGACUAGUGCGAAUGGUGUACAGCUCAGGCAAUGAGAACUAUGUUACUCUGGUGGACUCUCAAGGUCACAAACAAGAAACCAGGACUUUCAAGGAUAAAGUUCCCAGGAAAUAUAUUGUCCUGAAGGACGACGAACGCCAAGAUGGGGAAAAGCUCAAGACCAUAGUAGAAGUAGGAGUCAAAGAUAUUAAACUAUUGGAAUGUGGAAUAGAGCUCAUUGAUUCUCCCGGUCGCAACGAGAACGAAGCUUUGGACCUUGUCGUGGAGGAAUUCUUAAGCAAAGGAGUCGUACCCUUGAUUGUUUACGUAGUGGAUGGAAACAAUCAGCUUCAACAAACGGACCGUACCACUAUACGAGAGCUACAGAACAAGUUUCCAAACGUUUCUCUGAUGUUUGUUUGUAGCAAGGUAGAUGUUGAGAAAAAAGCCAAGGCUUAUGACAAGGAUGAAGACAACGAUGAUGAUGAAGCUGACGAUCCUUUUGAUGAAGAGCUUUUCAAUCAAGCUCAGAAAAAGAAGUAUGACGUUUUCCAUAAGUUGAAAAAUCUUGAUUUCCUUCCUUCAGACGAUGAAAUUGAAUCGUCUAGCCUUUUCCAUGGAGUUUCUGCAAGGAUGGUAAAACUGUCUCGAAAGAGAAAGCUUAGAAACGCAGCAACGAUGAGCUUCGAAAACCUGGAGCUUUGCAUUUUUGAAAAACUAGAAAGCUCUUUCAGAAAAGAAAGUAAAAAAGCGUUAUCAAUCUUAUUGUCAACUCAAGAGAUGAUCCUGACUUCUGUGGUUGAUAAGGAAAGAACAUUUGCCAAUGCCGUGUCUUCCGUAUCUAAUGCUUACAAUCGUGCAAUUGGCAUAGAACUAUCGCUCUUCUCCUUGAUUUUAGACCUGAUUGUCAAGGGCAAAACCAUCACCAAUGCUAUUGGUUCAGAACUGGAGAAGCUAGCAGAGAUCUUCAUAAAAGAAGGAGAAAAAUAUCAGUUCAAGGCAAAUGGUAAAAGGAAUGCGGAGUCAUUAGUUGAAGAAUUUUGCAGUGAAAUAAAGGGUUCUAUUUUAGACAGAACAUUCAAUGUGUUGAAGCGCUCUGUUAAACGUGAUUUGAAACGCAGUCUUGUCCUCUCUGUGUUAAAGGUGGAGGAGCUAGCAAAGUCUGUCGAGAGCGCACUUCUAUCGCGAUUUAUACGUCGCGCUUAUGCUAGUGAAUAUCACCAAGAAAGGAAACAAAUGAAUGCCAAACGUCUUGUCGAAAAUUGUGCUGUACUAGAUGGCAUUUUAGAGUCAUUUUCCAUUGCUAUCGAUGUUGCUUUAAGAAGAGAACUUUCACGACAUUUAGAAAAGUUUGACUUGAAAAACGACGGAGCCAAUGCACCAAAGCCAAAAGAUAGUUCCUGGAGACGGAAAGUCGUACAAGGCAUGCUCUCAAAAAUCAACUGCAAAGAACUUGCUAAAACUGUCGUUAAAACCUGUGGAGAAGCUCUAAAAUUAAAACAUCAGGAAUUCGUGCAAGAUGUCCGUGAGUUCAAGUUACUGAACCAAGCACUAUCUUCCCAUGGUGUUGAAUCAAUGGUCACGCGUCUUCGUACUGAUUAUGUCCCACAAGUUGCCGAGCUUGCUGUCAAAGGACAUGCUUUGCAGUAUGUCAUCGAACGUGGCGGCCCACCCGAACUUGGCGAGGAAGAAAUGUGCACUGCGCAUGGUCGAGUACAUUCUUGCUCCAGCCCCCUUUGGUGUGCAGACCGCGAUUGCUGUAUGGUAAAAGUGGUCACGAAAUCUGCUGUUGGCUCAAAGGUUUGGAACCAAACCAUGCUUGAUUGCAUGCAUACAAUAGAUAUUGUUGAAAAGCUUGGCACAUGUUGUCCAAAGUUUCUACAGCUGAACGGCUGGUUCUUACCAGAGCCAGAUAAACUCUACAUAGUAAUGGAAAAAGCAGUAGAAGAUCUAUUGGCUGCCCUGAAACGAGGAAUGUCAUGGGAAAAGCGCUUGCGAGUUGCUAUAGAUGUAGCAGAAGGAGUUUCUGCAAUACACAAAGCUAACUACAUCUAUCAAGAUCUCAAGCCCCAAAAUGUCAUGCUAACUGUAGAUGGAACAUCCAAGGUGAAUCUGUGUAAACCAGAGAAGCCAUUCGAGACUACAAAACUGGGAAUCCCUUUCCACAUUUCACCGACGAUGUUUCUUAACUACCAAGGAGGCAGCCAUGCCAAAAAGAUGUAUGAUAUUUACGCCUUUGGUUCUCUGUUGUGGGUCUUAUGCGAAGGGUCAGGGGAAGCUCGACCACAGGUCUACUCACACUGUUAUGAUAUCGAUGCAAUGAAAGAUGCAGUUUGCCACCAAGGGAUACGACCCGAGAGACCACCAAAAACCCCAGAUGCUUGGUGGGAUUUGAUGACUCUAUGUUGGAAGGAAGAUGCCUCUACUAAGAUGCAAAAUGUGCUGGAUCAACUGCUUCAAAUUCAUUACAAAAACACAUGUACUAUGAAUGGAUGAAACCCAUCAUUGUCUUACAGAAAGAGAUUUCUCUGUAUUUCUAUGGGAUUGAGUAGAGAGGAGACUAGUAGAGAAGCCGAUGCUACUCAAUAUAUACUGGGUUUCAAUUAAGGAAAUCUCGCAUCACAAUCGCAUCGUAAUAAUGGUUUUCCAAAAUUCUAAAUUCGUUUUUGAUCGCCAUUUUUUUUGGGAGAGAGGGGGGGACUUAUCUCUCGAUAUUUACUUAUCAUUUCCGCAAUCUAAAAAUUUAAACUAAAAUGAUUUAAUCAAUUCCCAACGGAAACUUGUGAUGUUGAAAAUAUCUUGUUUAAUUUGCUACACUCAAAAAAAAUCUCUCUAACUCGGCUGUUAAUUGUUCUGGCUAUGGCAGCUCAAAUUUUUGAUAUUCAAGAACCUUAGAUUUUGUUUACUCACAAUUCGCUACAUUCAACAUUGCACGCAACAUUGCACCCAACAAAUUUGAAUAGGGGUGAAACAUGUUGCACGAAAACCUCGCAACAUCGCUUGUGUCAGCCUGAUAUGCUAAGAAAAGUGGUCAGCGGAUAUAAAUUUAGUGCAAGCUGAUUGGCUGGACAUUUGAAAACAUUGCACGCAAUGUUGCAGCCAUGUUCACACGAUGAGAUUUUCUGCGCUCAAUGUUGCAAGAGUAGAGCGCGAUUCAACUUCAGAUUUGUUGCAUGCAACAAGUUUCAGGGGUAGACACUCAAAAGGCAGCUCAAAAGUUUUGAUUUCCAAAGAGAUUUGAAACUCGAAGAAAAGGAAAAGGGGAAACUAAAAUUCGUAUAUUUAUUAGUCAGACUAAUUUGGCCUAUUUUUUACUAAUAGCCUGUUUUGGUCUAAUGUUGAUGGUAGGGUAAGGGUGACCGCGGCUGUAAGCAAAGACGCGUUAUUCUAUUAGUAGCAUUGGUAAGGACAAUUCAACGAACAUCAGGAUGGUAAAGAAAUUUUUCUUGAUUUCACAGGCCGAUGAAAAUUCGUUCGAAUAACAGUGAUUUUUGUAACAGCAUCCGGCUUUGCAUGCAGCUAGCAAAAUAUUAAUCCAUUUGAUUAUACAGAAUCUUUCAGGACACUUUGACGCAUCUGAGAAUAGAAACAAUGUAAAUUGAAUAAACUCUAGGGAAAAUAAAAAUCGUGUCAAGUCACGAUAUGAUUUCUCCUAUUCGGAUGAGAAAAGUUCAUCUUCAGCGGCACAAAUUUACUUCGCUUUUAAUCUGAAUUCAGAUCGUAAAAUAAAUCAAUAGAAAUUUGAUAUUA
Actinia tenebrosa (Australian red waratah sea anemone) is the source of this 4275-nucleotide messenger RNA. Its product is annotated as dual serine/threonine and tyrosine protein kinase. Gene Ontology annotation, molecular function: ATP binding; protein kinase activity. The record is from RefSeq and is a predicted model, not a curated record. Gene Ontology annotation, cellular component: cytoplasm. Lineage: Eukaryota; Metazoa; Cnidaria; Anthozoa; Actiniaria; Actiniidae. Gene Ontology annotation, biological process: positive regulation of fibroblast growth factor receptor signaling pathway; cellular response to fibroblast growth factor stimulus; negative regulation of apoptotic process.